CACACCCAGUCUCCUCACCUUGCAACUCUGGGCUCUUAACGAGAUAGGCAGAGUUUAUGCCAAUGAACAGGCUACAAGAUCUGACGCCUGCUCCAUCCAUGACGGUGCCGAUCGAGCAUUCCUCUAGGCCGACGCUGGGGUUUCCCCUGGGGACUGCGCUGUUGCUCCUUGUGAUCUUCUCCCUGAGUGGCAUGUUCUCGUGUUGCUACCACUGGGACAAGCUCCGCUCCCUCCUCCGGUCUCGGCAUCCUGCCAUGUUCCAAGAGGGCGAGCAUACGGUGAUCUCCAUCACGUCAUCACCGAGCAAGGAAACUCCUGAUCACAAGCUGGAGAAAGUGGGGAAGGAGUGUGGUUUGCCUGUUAUUAUGCCUGGGGACAAGGUCCCCAAAUUCUUCGCGAGGCCGUGCCCACACGAGAUGUGUUUGCCUGAAGCAGAGAAGACUGAAGUUCCGUUGGAAACCAAAUGUUCGGUUCAUGAAACCAUCUGUAUCUGUACAUCAUCAGUACACGAAAGCACACUUAGCCGUUAGUGAACUUAUGAUUGGCAGGUUGGGUGUAUAUAUGCAUGUUAAUAGAUUGUUAUCUGAACAUUCGAUCUUGUCCCUUGGGCUAUAUAUACUAGGAUCUGGCUGAGAUAGGCAAAUAUUUCUUUUUUAGUAGAGUUUGAAAAGGACGAUUUGUGUUCUAACAAGCUUGUUGAAUGCUUUUGCGUGUGGAUCAGUCUUGUGAAUACUAUCUGUCUGUCUGUCUGUCUGUC
This is a messenger RNA of Setaria italica (foxtail millet), 757 nucleotides long. RefSeq lists its product as uncharacterized. Lineage: Eukaryota; Viridiplantae; Streptophyta; Magnoliopsida; Poales; Poaceae. The coding region runs from base 57 to 530 and encodes 157 amino acids. The record is from RefSeq and is a predicted model, not a curated record. The transcript is spliced from 2 exons.